GAAUUCAAAUUCAAACAAUAACAAAUAGUUUCAAUUUAGUUUCAGUUGGUUUCUACUUCAGCAAAUAAUUUUAUCUUUCAGUUCUGUAUGUUUUGCAAGUGAACAAACGGUUGCUCUUAUGUAAUUUUCGUACGUUUAAUUAUCCAGUGUCUUCGAAUAUCUUCGCAUCAGGUUCAAAUUAGUGAUUCAGUUCCUCACUCCUAUCAAAAAUGACAGCAAUGGACGAGAAAACCUUACUGGCCACAAUUCAGGAUUUUUUCCCGGAGUUGCGCAUCAUGCCCCAGGACCUGAAGAAUCCCAAUCCUGAAUUUGUCAUCAAGUUUUACAAUCGAGUUCUCAUGGAAAUGGAGGUUGAUCUCACAAAUCUACAAGCGGCUCAACCCAAUCAAAUGGAAAAAAUAUCCAAUUUGGAAAUGUAUCAAGAUAUCAUACCAUCCUUGAAUUUGAGUAAAGGAAUUCAGUAUAUAUUCUCACAGAUAGGGCUCGGCCGAUUGAAGUUCGGACUCUCAGAUCUGCUAGCUCCUACUCCCAAGCGAAAUAUGAUGCUCAUGUCAAACCUCAUGAAUUUUGUCUUGUUCUGCGAUACCCGGGCAGCAGAAUUCGAUCCUAAAUUCAAAGAAUAUACUUCAUUCAAAGUCAAAUUCCAAGAACUAGUGAAGCAACGAGAUGAAUUAAAGAGAAAAAUCAACCAACAAGCCACGGAAAGAGUUCAUAGAAAUCAAGUUAAAGAAGAGCUUCUGGCUCAAAAAGAUGCACUCGAAACAGCACUUCAAGAAAUGACAGCAGAGUACGAAGAAUCGAAAGCUCAUCAGAAGCAAAUAAAGAUGCAAUUGAAAACUGAGGAGCAAGGAUUAGAAAAAGCAACCUAUCAAGUCAAAAAUCUGGAACAAGAGUUGGUGUCCCUGCGAGAGCAGAUUGUAAGUUCACCGGAGGAAUUCCAAGACCAAUACGAUAAAUUGAGGGAGCAAAGGAAUGAGGCUAAAGAGAAAGUAGACAACUUACUCUGCCAAAUUGAACCAAAGAAAGAAACCUAUGAGAAACUAAGCAGUCAAAUGGAAUCUCAAGAAAUUCGGUUGGCCAUACUGAAUGAAAUCGUCAGCUUGAACCAGACUCUACAGGGCUUAAAAUCUGAAAUAGGUAUCUUGACCAAAGAAAAAUCCUCAGCAGAAGAAGGAGCGGAAAGCGCUCACGAAAAACUCAAAAGCUAUCAAGAACGAUUGGAUCAAAAGCAAGAGAAUCUGGCUAAGCUUCAAGCACAAUGGAAUCAACAGCGCUGUAUUUUGAAUGUCAAUCAUGAAACCCUCCAAAAAGAACUAGAAGACGUAGAGGAGAAGUUUGAAAAAACAGCUGCAGAAGAGAAAGAUUUAAGGCAAGAAAUCAAUUAUGCUGUAGAUGGUAUCAAAGAAUUGGAAAUUAAGUUCAAUGAUUGCGUUGCAACACAAACGUUGUUGAGGAGUCUAUGGAAGGAAACUCAAGAUAAUGUCAUCGAGAAUUAUCAGUGCAGACAUACAGAUUUAGAGAAGCUAGUAAGAAAACUGACUUAGAUCAAACUUUGGCCAUUUUCUGCGUUCUAAAGUGGUGAGAAAAGUUAUUCUGCCUCUGGUAUGUUUUCAAUCGAUAAAUAUUUUAAUUUAAUAAUAUAAUAUAUAUACUGUUUCUUUUGUAAUUUUCAUGAAAUGAGUAUUUAAUAAAUAAUGUACAUAGUAAAUGAAA
Messenger RNA from Bemisia tabaci, 1713 nucleotides. RefSeq lists its product as uncharacterized. NCBI's taxonomy places the organism in Eukaryota, Metazoa, Arthropoda, Insecta, Hemiptera, Aleyrodidae. The record is from RefSeq and is a predicted model, not a curated record. Gene Ontology annotation, cellular component: Ndc80 complex; kinetochore.